AUGGCAGAAAACUUGCGGUGCAAAGUCCUUUCAUUGUAUCGUGCGCUUCUUCGAAGCUCAAAGCAGCUGAAAAACUAUGGGUUUCGAGAAUAUGCGAUACGGAGGACGAAAGAUGCAUUUCAUGCACACAAAAAUGAAACAAAUGAGGAGAAAAUACAAGAAUUAUGGCACAAAGGACUUAAGGAGCUUCAGGUUUUACGAAGACAAGCACUAAUUAAUUAUAUGUAUCAAGCAGAACGACUAGUUAUUGAAUUUCAGGAAAACGAUUCAACCAGGAAACCAGGUUGGAUUAAUGUAGAAGAUAUAAAGAAAAAUACAUGA
Pneumocystis jirovecii RU7 is the source of this 321-nucleotide messenger RNA. RefSeq lists its product as uncharacterized. The record is from RefSeq and is a predicted model, not a curated record. Gene Ontology annotation, biological process: iron-sulfur cluster assembly. The transcript is spliced from 2 exons. Gene Ontology annotation, cellular component: L-cysteine desulfurase complex; mitochondrion. NCBI's taxonomy places the organism in Eukaryota, Fungi, Ascomycota, Pneumocystomycetes, Pneumocystales, Pneumocystaceae. Bases 1 to 321 code for a protein of 106 amino acids.